Molecule: messenger RNA, 2035 nt
Organism: Penicilliopsis zonata CBS 506.65
Lineage: Eukaryota; Fungi; Ascomycota; Eurotiomycetes; Eurotiales; Aspergillaceae
Exons: 2
Coding region: 418-1917 (499 amino acids)
Source: RefSeq, a predicted model, not a curated record
GGGGUUCAAGAUUGAGGAAUUGAUGGAUGAAGCGGAGAGAGUGUAACCUUCCUCUCUUUCAUGACUUUCUCGGUGUAUUAUACAUGUGUGUAGGAUAUAUAGAUGUGACAAGAUACAGACUUUGAUUGAUAGGGGAGAAGAGAGAGAAUAGAGGAAAAGUGAGACAAGGAGACAAGGAUACAUUAUAUCAUAUAACUGAAUGGUGACCCAGCCAGCCUAUAACCAUGGUUCACAAUGAUAUAAUAUACUGUCCGCCCUACCAAUCCACGUAGUUGCCUAGCAUAUCUACUUCUAGGUGCUCUAUUCACUGCAACUGCCAAGAUUAAUUACUUUUACAUCUAUUCCAUUCUCUUUCUAGAAUCUCUCCCUAUCACUUUGUUUUGGCAACCCCUCUGCUUACCUAUCUACAGCCUCAAGAUGAGUGCUCAGAGCCCCUCCGCCACGUCGAAAGAGAUCCUGCUGGUAUCUCCUGUAUCACCCAUCACUGGUACCCUCUCUGCCGGAAUGAAACGAAAGAUAGUGCCGUCCCUAGAGUCCGCCCAAAGCCGCAAGAUCACGAUUAUUGCACCUGAAGGGAUCUUUGCAUCAGAGGAUAGGAUCUCUAUCAAUGCAUCUCCCAUUUUCGCGGCAGCCAGAAGGUUAUUCCCAACUGGCGAGGCCUAUAUCGAGCAACGAGUGUCCCUGAAGGCAUCGCAUGCGCACCCCGAUCCGUCCCCUCCAUGGCGAACACAUGUCGACGUGCCGCCCUCUCGAGACAUCGUCCUACCGUUUGAUUUGACGCGCAAUCCUGAAGCAUACAGCAAUCCUGAAAACCAAGAACUCCUAAUGCAGGUAUUCCGCGACUGUAUCGCGCUUUCCUUCGGCCGGGGAAUUCUCAUCUUUCAGCUCCUGGCUCUCCCCCCUCGCCCAUGGCCCCAGAAAAUCGCCGGCGCUCCCUGUUAUCUCACAGAUGUCGAAUUUGACUGGGGUCCAGUCGCGCCGUUGGAUCGACGAAGCAUGUCGAGGAUUUUCCUCGAAGACAAUGAGGAUUACCGCGAUGAUAGCAGCAAAGCCAAUACCCUCUUCGAUCAUCUGAUCUCAUGGUUCGAAGAAGCAGAGAUAUCCAUCACCGAGCUGAUGUACUGGGACAACCAGGUGGUUAUUGUCCUGGAAGAUGAGCGUACUGACCUAACCAAAGUCCCCAAGUCUAUCGCUUGCUGCCUAUGCUACUAUCUCUUGGAAAGCGAGAUGCAUCGCCCAAGACAUGUUUCUGCGCUCCGCCGUGUAGACAUACCGGUUGAAGGAGGGAUAGACGACAGCGCUUACUGCCCGCUCCGGCCUGGGGUGAUGCUCGGGUCUGGAGGGAUGCUCACCUCCUCUGGAGUCCUAGUGAAAGACAGGCUAGGCAAUCAAUAUCUAACUGUGGCCUCUCAUGGUCUUCCCGAGGGAGCUAAAGUCUUGCAGCCGAGCAAUGAGGGCCGCGAGAUUGGCGAACUCGUCAUGGAGAUCCCUCACACAGAUGUGGGUUUGGUAAAGCUCCACGAUGGUGAGAAUUACAUCAACGAGACCUUCGAGAACACGCUAAAGCUCCGUCAAUUCAAACGCGAGAGAGAAAUCCGAGGCGGUGAUCCGAUCGCCAUGAACACCCCCUUCACCGGAUACAUGGAAGGGGUUGCCGGUCUUCCUGGCCGGAUACGCAUGCAAGCGAACGACAAUCCCUUCAAGCCACGCCGACCCUGGGUUCCAUGCAGAUGGGACUACUUCGGUCAAAACUCCCAUCACCACCUCAAUAACGGCAUGUGUGGCUCUCCUAUAUACGAUCAAGAGGGCCGUGUGGUCAGUUUCUUCCGGUAUGCGCCCAAGAGCGGAUAUUUCCUGGACUAUGUCUGGUCCAUCUCUGCGGAGGUUCUUCUUGAAAAGGGAUAUACAGUGGUUUAGCCAACAGAGAUAUGGUUCGCAUGAUCCCUAAGCGCAAGACAUGAAUUAAAAGAGGAGCUGGGUCUUAUAUAGAAACAAAUUAGAUGAACAAUAGCCUAUGAUUGAUGAACUUGGCAAG